Nelumbo nucifera (sacred lotus) is the source of this 3249-nucleotide messenger RNA. Its product is annotated as wings apart-like protein 2. The record is from RefSeq and is a predicted model, not a curated record. NCBI's taxonomy places the organism in Eukaryota, Viridiplantae, Streptophyta, Magnoliopsida, Proteales, Nelumbonaceae.
UAGAUAAAUAAAAAUGCUCGAAUUUUGAAAAAAACGGAAGCAGAGUUUCAAUUUUCAAACGAAAACCUUCGAAUGAAAACCUUCUCUUCGUAGCUGUGGAGCUCCCGAUAGAAGUUUGCCCUAGAAAAAGCUCUUCUUCUUUCACGCCCACCACACAUGAAAGACUCGAAUUGUUCAAGCUAGAAACGAAAGAUGAUCGUUCGAACUUACGCUCGUCGGAAUCGUUGCGUUAGCCGAAACUUCUCCGACUCGAGCUUCAAUGGCGGCGUCGAUGAUAGCUACGAGGAGUCUCUGCCCGAAGAAAGUUCACAAGAAAUCUAUAGCGUUGCCUUCUCGUCCCAAGAUUCGUCUCCUUGGUCCUUUGAUACGGACUUGUAUGGUUUAAAUUCAUCUCAAGGUUCGUUGUCCGCUCUUCCACCUCGAGCACCGGGGCCUGAUUUUGGGUCACACGGGGACGGCGUAGCUCGCAAGCUCAAGAAGCCUAGAGUUAUAUCUCGCGAAUCAGGAGAAAUUAAGAAUCAUAAAUCUUUGAUUUCUAAGGGGGUUCGGUCACUUCCUGCUCCGGCUACGUCGACCUUGAUGGAAGCUCAGGAAUUUGGGGAGAUGAUGGAGCACGUGGACGAGGUGAAUUUUGCUUUGGAUGGGCUCCGGAGGGGCCAGCCAUCUCGGAUCCGACGGGCGAGCCUGCUGUCUCUGUUAUCAAUCUGCGCCACUGCACAACAACGUCGGCUUCUAAGAACUCAGGGGAUGGCCAAGACAAUAGUUGAUUCUAUUAUGGGUCUCAGCUUUGAUGAUUCUCCAAGCACUCUGGCUGCUGCAGCACUAUUUUACAUUUUGGCAAGUGAUGGCCAAGAUGAUCACCUUCUGGAUUCACCUACUUCCAUUAGCUUUCUACUUAAAUUAUUGAAACCACCCCUUGCUAAUACUGUGGAGAACAAAGCACCGACCAUUGGUUGUAAGCUUCUAGCACUACGCAAGGAUCCAGUCAUACUGAGAGAUACAACCAAAAAAUUAGAUUCUAGCUCCAGUGCUGUCAUUUCAAAAGUAGAGGAAAUUCUCUUGAGCUGCAAGGAGAUAAAUUCGUGCAAUGGGGACAAUGAAGGAAUGGGGAGGCCAGAGUUAAGCCCAAAAUGGAUAGCUUUGUUGACAAUGGAGAAGGCAUGCUUAUCUACCGUUUCACUUGAAGAUACAUCUGGUACUAUAAGAAGGGUUGGAGGAAAUUUCAAGGAAAGAUUACGAGAACUUGGAGGACUAGAUGCUGUCUUUGAUGUCACUGUGAAUUGCCAUUCCACCAUGGAGAGAUUGUUAAAAUCUAGCUCGCCCUCCAUUCGGGAAUUAAAAGAUGAUGCAGCUUUGGAAAGUGUGGUUUUGCUCCUAAAAUGUUUGAAAAUCAUGGAGAACGCUACGUUCCUAAGCAAGGAUAACCAGGAUCAUUUGCUUGGGAUGAGAGAAAAGUUGGUUUGUGAGGGAUCCUCUCUGUCAUUUGCAGGACUCAUUAUAAGUGUCAUAAAAAUUCUUUCAGGUCUCUCUUUGUUACAGAGUUCUUCCUCCAAUUCCAAUGAUGCGAAGUCUCAGCAUGUUUCUGAUGGGACAAGUGGAGCUUCAGAAAUUCCAUUAAGAGAAGUCUAUGGAGUUGACCGAAAUAGCACUUCAUCCUGCAAUUCUUCUAAAGAAUGUUGUAGCAUGGACAAUUCAUCUUCUCUUAAGAGCUUCAGAUUACCUCAAAAACAUCAAUUGCUACCUCCUUCACAGUCAGAGUUAUCUAUAUCUAAUUCUGAAACCACCACUGCAUCUCCGGCUGAUGUUUGUUCAAUAAAGAAGUUUGACAGUUCUUCAGCAUCAGGUUCAUAUGAUAAGAUAUCAAGGGCUUUAAAUGGUGGAUUUUCUGUAAAUUCCAACAGAUCAAAGAUGAAUAUUGGCCUAAGUAAGAGAGCUACUAAUACGACUGAAGAUAUGAACUAUGGAAGUAACAAAGACUGCCAAGAUCCAUUUGCAUUUGAUGAAGACGAACUGAAACCCUCAAAGUGGGAGUUAUUAUCAAUGAGAAAAAAGGCUUCUCGAGUUCCAAAAAGCAAGAUGGCGGUUAGAGAAAUUGAGGAUGGGUGUGAACCCCUAAUAGUGUCGAGUCAACAUGGAUCAAAUAAUGGAGAAAAUCAUCAUGAUUGUGACAUCUCUUUUUCAUCUUCAGUUAGAGAAAAAAAUUCUAACCUUCUGGAGGAUUGCCUUCUUAGUGCUGUUAAGGUUCUGAUGAACUUAACAAAUGACAAUUCUGUAGGCUGUAAACAAAUUGCUGCUUCUGGAGGAUUGGAAACUAUGUCUUCUUUGAUAGUCUGCCAUUUCCCAGCAUUCAGCUCUUGCUCAUCUGAGUUCUGCCGACUUGAAGAGAAUAUUCUACCACCUAGAUUGAAUACUGAGCUCAAUCAUCAGAAUGAGAGACAUCUCACAGAUCAUGAGUUAGAUUUUCUUGUUGCUAUUUUGGGAUUGCUGGUAAACUUGGUUGAGAAGGAUAGCCAAAACAGAUCACAGCUUGCAGCAGCUAGUGUUUCAUUACCUAGCUCUAGAGGAUCAGAAGGGAAGGCAAAUAGUAGGGGUGUAAUUCCACUACUGUGCUCUAUCUUUUUGGCCAACCAAGGAGCUGGUGAGGCUGCUGGAGAAGGAAUACUAUUUCCAGGGAGCGAUGAGGCUGCUAUGCUGCAAGGAGAGCGUGAAGCUGAGAAGAUGAUCUUAGAGGCCUAUGCUGCUCUGCUUCUUGCAUUUCUUUCAACUGAAAGUAAGAAUGUGCGUAACACCAUUGCUGGCUGUCUCCCGGAUAACAACUUGAAAGUUCUCGUUCCUGUGUUGGAGAGAUUUGUGGCAUUCCAUCUGACACUAAACAUGAUUUCACCGGAAACGCACACAGCUGUAAGUGAAGUUAUUGAAUCAUGUAGGUGCCCUUGAGAGCAGGGAUUCUGUACAGGCUUUUCAUCUCCUGCUCAGACCUGAUUAACUGAUUGCUCUCCUACCACGCCGAGAGUUGAUUGGGGGUGAAUGGAAGCAGCACAAUAUAUUGAAUUUGACCACAGGUCUAUGUUGUAACUUGAUUCAUUGUUCUUUUUCCUUUUUUUUGUCCUUUUUGUUUUCUUUACAUUAUUUUCAGUUCUGUUUGACCAUCUCCGCACAGAAUGUUUCUCUUCCCGCUGGACGGAUGCUUGUAUACUAAAUAUUAUACGAAUCCCAAUUAUUCACCUUAGUGCAUCGCUUCUUUAGCCA